AAAUAGUAUUUACUCAAGUUUAUAAUGUCUGCUGCAAGUGAAGUGCACGUUUCUGAAGUUGACGUGAUUACUGGAGAAAAUUCUCGUGAUGUCGUGGUUGAUUCUCUUAUCGAUAUCGUCGUAGAACAGAGUGACAUCUCCAUAAAAGAUUCGAAGGCACAGGUUGAUAAGACCCAAGAAAUAAAUGAACCUUCUGGAGAAACGAUUGAGAACUCGAACAAUACGAGUAAUUCACCUCCAAGCCUCGAUCAUCCACCGAUAGACACGAAUAUUUUAUUUGUGAAUUCUGAUUCUGUUGCCGAUACCAUUGGAGUAAUGAACGAUAUCGCUACAAAAAAAUCGGAGAAUUAUGAAAAACCGGCUGAGUUUUCCAAUAAUGCGAGCCCUUCACCUUCUGGUCUUGAUAAUCCGAUCUACGGAAUUCUAGGCGAAGUUGUUUCGUCCGCAAAUCCCGAUUCGGUUAACACUAUUAUCGAAAAAACCAACGAUAUCGCCAAAGAAAAAUCCGUGGCGUCGGUUGAUAAGUCCAAAGAAAUGGGCGAUCCUGAAUAUAAUCAAAAAACGCUCGAAUGUUCCUACGAAGAGAACACUCUACCUUCUAGAUUUGAUAAUCCAAUUUACGGUAUCCUAGGUGAAAAUAUUUCGGCCACUGAUUUUGAUACUUCUGUCAAUAUUGGCGGAGAAACGAGUGGUAUCGCCGUAACAAACGUCCAAGCACCACUCGCUGAGACCAAAGAAACGAAUGAUUGCCCUGUUAAUUAUGACAAACUGCUUAAACACGACAAUGACGCGAGCACUUUACCUAUGAAUUGUGAUAGAGCAAUAGAGACGGUCCAACACGCAAAUAUUUUCCCGACUAGUUCUGAUUCUGCUGUCAGUAUUCCCAUGGAAACAAAUAAUCUCUCUAUAUCAAACUUAGAGGCGCCAGUUAAUCAUACGAUUGGAAUGAAUGAUUCACCUGGAAAAGUAGAAAAAUUGCUUGAUCAAUUUGAUGGAGCGUGUAGUUUAUCUCCGAGCUCUGACAUAUCACUUCAGACGGUACAAGAGUCUGGUGUUUCAUCUGCUAAUCCCGUUACCGGAUUCGAGGCUUUCGCAAGUGGCAGAAAUUUGCCUGAAAGCUCCACUGAUGUGGUUGAUGUGUCUGACAAUUCAAAGGGCCCAACUUUGCGAAAAAAAGUUCAAUUCUCAACAGGGGAUGAAACUGUAGAAAUAUCUAGUCAGUUGGAGACUUCGGUCAGCCUGGGAGAUCAUGCAUUCACCCAGAUGCAAGGGGAUCUGGAUAGGCAACGACUUCUUGGUGAAAGACCACUCGCCGACCCACUAGCCGACAUUAUGCUGAAGCAAAUGCAACACAAAGAACGGUACGAGCGUCUUUUGCGACGAGCUAAGACGGAAGAUUUAACCGAAGUAUCCGGGAUUGGUUGUCUUUAUCAGAGCGGCGUUGACCGACACGGUCGUCCGGUGGUUAUCUUCGUUGGAAAAUGGUUUCCAUUCACCAAAAUCAAUCUCGACAAGGCAUUGUUGUAUUUGAUCCAACUGCUGGACCCCAUCGUUAAGGGAGACUACGUUAUCGCAUACUUCCAUACAUUAACGACGAGCAACAAUUAUCCUGGUCUACAUUGGCUGAGAGAAGUUUACAACGUUCUUCCUUACAAAUACAAAAAGAAUCUGAAACAAUUUUACAUCAUACAUCCAACAUUCUGGACAAAGAUGAUGACUUGGUGGUUCACCACGUUCAUGGCACCAGCAAUUAAGCAGAAAGUUCACAACUUACCCGGCGUCGAAUACCUGUACGAAGUAAUGUCACCGGAUCAAUUAGAAAUACCAGCCUACAUCACGGAAUACGACAUGACGAUAAAUGGCUUGCGUUAUUAUCAACCGGAACAAACGGCACAACCGUCAACGUAACUCAUAGCGAAUCGGCAUGAGGAAUCUUUCUUAAAGUUCUACGUCGUCACAUCCAGUUCAUCGUUAUUUGAUGGACAUAAUACGCGUUUUGAAAUAACAUAUUAAUUUUUCUGAAUACGUAUAUCGACCCGACCGCUAUAGACAUACCAUAUAACGCACCAGCGUUUCCAGUACGCUUAGUAAAUAGUUUUAAUAUAGCUACACUGAUAAUAAGGUGAUAUAGUGGGCUUAGAUGCGACGAAAUAUAUUCAUUAUUUUUAUUCUUGUUAUUAAAUACCUUUUAUUUCAGGUGAGUUACUUACCCUAUUAUAGUAGACGAGAGACUGAUUGUCCGAUUGACUGACUGACCGUAGUAAUAAUUACGCGUCAGUUGAAAGUAAGAAAAUCAUUCAAAAAAGCGUUUUGUCGAGUCAUGCGAUAUUAUUUUAUAAUUUUGUUACGUAGAAAAUGAAUAAUCAGUUCAAUCAGUAUCCGAAAAUGAACGGACGUCUUAUCAAGUGUUUCCACAGUAUACUUUCCGAUAGAUAAAAGUAAUUUGAAAUUAAUGAAAAAACAAAUCAGAACCUUUAUAAAUAUUUAAUGAGCUUUCGGCGAAUUUGAUGCGGAGAGCUUUAAUUCUCGACUAUGGAGCAAAUUUUCAUUGAUUCUGUUAGCCCGUAUUUCUUUAAAAAUUGAAUUGAUCGGACUUAUUCAUCGGUGUAAAAGGGUACCGAAAAUUGAAAAUUUUUUUUGUAGUAAAUUGUAGAUAGAAGAUGAAAUCGUAUGGUUGAAUACCCGCUAUUAUCGCAGUAGAGUGUGUUGAAAAAUUAUAAGAAAUAAUGACGAGGGGAUCGAGACUCCGUGUAUCUAUGAAGUUCUUGAAACUGGCGUUGUUAAAGUUAUCAAAAUUGAAAAUAACCGACAGUGCGAGUGACACUUUGUCAAAAAGUACCUAACUUUAACUAGUUUUAAGUAUACCAGCGUGAAUAUAGGUCCGUACUAAAAUAACACUACUAAAAAAAAAAAAGAGAAAAAAUGUAUGGAAAUAUUAAUUUCUUUACGACGUGGAUUAUAUUUUCGAGUGUUCGAUUACGUGAGCAAUUAAGCUCUGCGUGAGAAUCGAUAUUGUUAAUCCAUGGUAUCCAGUUGUCGCCAGUUUGUUGUAUAAAAACGAGAUGAAAAAAAAACAUUGGCUGCCAAAACACCAAUAAUCAGUAUUUAAAAUAUUUCGUAUAAAACAAAAAAUUAAGAGAAUACUAUUCAAACUCUUCAUAUAUUCUAUACAUAAAUACGCGUGUAUGUACAUAGGUAUCUAACAUUAUUUGUAGAGCUAAUUAGUUGUUCAUAAUUGAAUAAAUUAUUAUCAGAUCCGUAGCAACAAUCCCUAUAAUAAAUUGCUGGCUCUUAUUUUCUCAUCGAUAGUUAAUCUGAUCUUCUAUUCUCAGUAUUGCAUCUCUACAUAUAUUACAAAAUGUAAAAUAUAUGUCCUACCUGCAUCGUGAUUGAUAUUUUACCAUAAACUUUGUUAAUGCAGAUCGUGUAAAAGAAUAUUUUUCGAUUGCAAAUAACUGUUGAAGUAUACAAUUACAGAUAGUAAUUGGUUUAUGAUUUUAUAAAGAGUAAGCUAAAUUUUUGUGUAAGAAUUUUAGAAGGAAUGUGAUCGAUAUGAGUAAACAUUUAAACUACCCUUAGAAAUAGUCUUACAACUAGCCAUAAGUCUAGGAAAUAAGUUCGGGUUAGCCUUGCUUGGGCUUAAAAUACGUUUAGGGAAGGUAAAGCAAUAAAUCGUAAAAGCUUUCCUGCUGCAUUAACUCGGUAGAAAUGAACUGUUGAUUGCCAAUAGUUGUUCGCUCUUUAUUUGCAUUUUUUUUUCUACGCCAAAGUAUAAUUGUAUAUCAAUAUUUUAUUAAAAUAUUAUCAUUUUCUAUCUCGAAACUUUGUUUAUCACCACUAUUGGCACAGUGUAUUAUUGCCUUAGUUUACGAAUUCUCAUCGGAGUUACAUAAUUUCAGUUUUCAACACACAUUUGCUACAUGUAAACUGGUAAACUCAACGCUUAAGUAUCGAUCAUUGUUUGGUUAAAGUUAUAUUUAUUUUACAUCAUUCUUUUUGUUAAUUAGAUUUACUAUUAUGCUUAUCGUUAUUUUGUAGAUCAAAAAAAAGAUAUAUAUUGUAUACCCACAUAACAUAUUCAUAUACAUAUUAUUCCUACAAAGAAAAAGAAACAAAAAUAUAUACAUACAUAUAAUUUUGAAAUAUAAUAUUUUUAGGAUAUGUCUUUUUAUUAUUUGUGUUCAUUGACUCAUAUUAUUUCCUCGUUUUAUUCUAGAGCUUACAAAGACUUGAAUCGUAUUCAAGAAACGGGGUAAACGAUCUUGUGAUGAAAUUACAAAGUUUUAGGUACAGGCAUUAUGUAGAUACCUUGAAUUUUUAAAAAUUGUCACGCGUUUGCCGGAUUCACGGGGGAAUAAAAUAAUUUACGUAACAGACUUUGUGUGAAUCGCGAUGUCUCCUUUGGUGUAGCAUGAUAAUCAGAAAUGCACACAGCUAUGCGUUAUCGCAAGUUCGCAUACUUUUCUAUUUCCCGGGAACUCGAUUGAUAACGCGAAUUGAUCAUUGCCUAUAAUUUUUUCGAAAUUUUUUUUAUGUAGUCUACAUUAUGAUGAAAGUUGCCUGCAUCUUCGUAUUCUAUAUUAUAGAGCAAGAAGGUAAUAAUCAUAUCAGUAGUCGUUUUCAUCUCUGUAAAUCAUCGUUCGAUGCUAUUAUCGUCAUUAUUUUAUACCACGUAGAAUUAUGAAAGACGUCUACAGUCAAUUCUUUGUUCACUUCUGUUUAUCUGACAAUGAAAUGAAAAAUAUUUCUGCUACACUAAAGUAGCGUUUAUAU
This is a messenger RNA of Athalia rosae (coleseed sawfly), 4773 nucleotides long. RefSeq names its product protein GDAP2 homolog (gene Gdap2). Bases 25 to 1908 code for a protein of 627 amino acids. The record is from RefSeq and is a predicted model, not a curated record. The transcript has 7 exons. Lineage: Eukaryota; Metazoa; Arthropoda; Insecta; Hymenoptera; Athaliidae.